AUGUUUCAUUCUCUCAUCCCAUUUUUAACAUUUCUACCCGCUGCAAUCGCGACAAUUGCUCCUUCAGGGCCGUAUCAGCGACCACUAAAACUUACCAACAACCAACAUCAAAAUUUCAUCGCCUCAUCUAUUUUUGCCCCUUACAAAAAUGGGAUCUUAGGAUUAGAGGAACCGGUUGCAUUAAGACCAACAUUUGAAUGGCGGACUUUUGAGGAAGAGGAUGUAAUAUCCAACUCAGGUGGAACAUUUGCCCAUCUACCUGCCGUGGACUGUUUUGAUCCCGAGAAUGAUGGAACAUUCGAUGUGGCAAUUGUAGGCCACCCAUUUGAUCUAGGAGUCACAUAUAGACCCGGUGCAAGAUUUGGUCCGAAUGCUGCACGGCAAGGGGCCAAAAGGAUGUCUCCGGGUUUUGGGUGGAGUAUUGAAAAUAAUGUGAAUCCUUUCCGCGACUGGGCCACUGUGGUCGAUUGUGGAGACAUUUCGAAUACGCCAUUUGAUAAGCAUUUGGCUUUGAAACAACUCGAGAAUGGCAUGAAAUCAAUCAACUCGCGAAGUCCAAAGAAUGAUACCGAUGGCAAGGCUAUACGGGCCAUUAGCAUAGGCGGUGAUCAUACCAUUACAUUACCUAUUCUCCGAGCUCUCCACUCAACAUGGGGACGUGUUGCUGUUUUACACUUUGACUCCCAUCUUGAUACAUGGGAUCCGGUACAGCUCGGUGGUGGACUAUCAAAAUACACCGAUGUCAACCAUGGAACCAUGUUACACAUUGCUCAUGAGGAAGGACUUUUGUCAAAUCAUAGCAAUAUGCAUCUAGGAACACGAUGUCCGCUUCAAGAUCAACAUUUUGAUUUGAACAACGAUCUAAGAUGCGGGUUUACAUAUAUUCGAGCAAGAGAAAUUGAUAAGCUUGGCAUCAAAGAGGUGGUUCGAAAGAUUGUUGAACGCGUUGGUGAUGAGUAUGUGUAUUUGAGUGUAGAUAUUGAUGUAUUGGACCCAGCCUAUGCACCUGCAACUGGAACAAUCGAACCUGGUGGAUGGACAACAAGAGAGCUGUUGCAAAUCAUCGGUGGGCUAUCAGAAGCAGGCUUGAAGAUUGUGGGAUCAGAUGUCGUGGAAUUCACUCCAAUCUAUGACAAUUCAGCUGAGACUACUGGCAUUGCUGUUGGAGAGAUCAUUUAUGAGAUCCUUCAAUGGAUGGUAAAUGUCCCGGUAACACCUAGAAAGUCGGCAUAG
Molecule: messenger RNA, 1233 nt
Organism: Botrytis fragariae
Lineage: Eukaryota; Fungi; Ascomycota; Leotiomycetes; Helotiales; Sclerotiniaceae
Product: putative arginase family protein
Exons: 4
Coding region: 1-1233 (410 amino acids)
Molecular function (GO): agmatinase activity; metal ion binding
Source: RefSeq, a predicted model, not a curated record